Messenger RNA from Falco peregrinus (peregrine falcon), 3153 nucleotides. It is a transcript of the gene SEMA3D, whose product is annotated as semaphorin 3D. The transcript is spliced from 18 exons. The record is from RefSeq and is a predicted model, not a curated record. Gene Ontology annotation, molecular function: chemorepellent activity; semaphorin receptor binding. NCBI's taxonomy places the organism in Eukaryota, Metazoa, Chordata, Aves, Falconiformes, Falconidae. The coding region runs from base 258 to 2543 and encodes 761 amino acids. Gene Ontology annotation, biological process: negative chemotaxis; neural crest cell migration; positive regulation of cell migration.
CCUGGAACUGGAGAAACAAAAGUGCUUGUGCUAGUAAUGUUUUUUGUUGGUUUUGGAAGCAUUUGUUUGGUCUGGGUAUAGCCAAACAGAUAAAGAAGUGAUCACACAGAUCUACAUUUAUUCCUCUCAUAUAGGAUCUGAUACUUAACCACAGUCAGCAGAAGGGGCUUAGCGGCUCAGAUUAAAUUUGGAUUGUUUGAAAAGUGGGGAGAUACUUCACCGUAGUGCAAAAGAAGAUACAGAAAGAAGAGACCAGAAUGAGAGCUUCCCAAGUACCACAUGCCUGCAGCCUGCUAUCUUUAGCGAUGCUGUUCCUUCCGGUCACUGGAAUGUCAAAACAAAAUAUCCCAAGACUUAAGCUUUCCUAUAAAGACUUGCUGCUUUCAAACAGCUGCAUCCCAUUCCUGGGCUCAACAGAGGGGCUUGAUUUUCGAACCCUGCUGCUAGAUGAGGAGAGGGGCCGGCUGCUAAUCGGGGCUAAAGACCACAUCUUCCUGCUCAACUUGGUUGAUUUAAACAAAAAUGUGAAAAAGAUUUACUGGCCUGCAGCAAAAGAAAAGGUAGAAUUAUGCAAAUUAGCUGGGAAAGAUGCCCAUACAGAAUGUGCCAAUUUUAUCAGGGUUCUUCAGCCCUACAACCGAACCCAUGUUUAUGUCUGUGGCACAGGAGCGUUUCACCCUCUCUGUGGAUACAUUGAACUCGGAACUCACAAAGAGGAAACAUUAUUCCGGCUGGAUACUCAGAACUUGGAGUCUGGCAGGUUGAAAUGCCCUUUCGAUCCUCAGCAGCCGUUUGCUUCGGUGAUGGCAGAUGAGUAUCUUUAUGCUGGAACAGCUUCUGAUUUCCUUGGCAAAGACACGGCUCUAACACGUUCUCUGGGCCCUUCUCAUGACCACCAUUACAUCAGAACUGACAUUUCCGAACAUUACUGGCUUACUGGAGCGAAAUUCAUUGGAACUUUUCCCAUCCCGGACACCUAUAACCCAGAUGAUGACAAAAUCUACUUCUUUUUCCGAGAAAUAUCACAAGAUAGUGGCACAUCUGACAAGACAAUCCUUUCCCGAGUUGGGAGAGUUUGUAAGAAUGAUAUGGGAGGUCAAAGGAGCCUAAUAAACAAGUGGACUACUUUUCUGAAAGCCAGGCUUGUGUGUUCAAUACCUGGUCCUGAAGGAGCAGACACACAUUUUGAUGAGCUGCAAGAUAUAUUUUUACUUUCUACAAGAGAUGAGAGAAACCCACUUGUGUAUGGAGUCUUCACUACAACAAGCUCCGUCUUCAAGGGCUCUGCAGUUUGUGUGUACAGCAUGGCAGAUAUCAGAGCGGUUUUCAAUGGCCCUUAUGCUCACAAAGAGAGCGUGGAUCAUCGGUGGGUACAAUAUGAAGGUCGCAUCCCAUAUCCCAGACCUGGUACAUGUCCAAGCAAAACCUAUGAUCCACUCAUAAAGUCUACCAGAGACUUUCCUGAUGAAGUCAUUAGCUUUAUUAAACGCCAUCCACUGAUGUACAAAUCCAUUUACCCAGUGACGGGAGGACCAGUAUUCACUCAAAUCAAUGUGGACUAUCGUCUGACUCAGAUUGUGGUGGAUCACGUCAUGGCAGAGGAUGGGCAAUAUGAUGUUAUUUUCCUAGGAACAGACAUAGGCACAGUCCUGAAAGUUGUGAGUAUCACAAAGGAGAAGUGGAUUAAGGAGGAGGUGGUCUUGGAAGAGCUGCAGAUAUUCAAGCAUCCUUCAUUUAUCUCAACCAUGGAGAUUUCUCAGAAGCAGCAACAAUUGUACAUUGGUUCCAGGGAUGGAUUGGUUCAGCUCUCUCUGCACAGAUGUCACACGUAUGGGAAGGCUUGUGCAGAUUGCUGCCUUGCCAGAGACCCAUACUGUGCCUGGGAUGGAAACUCAUGUUCCAGAUAUACCCCUACUUCUAAAAGGCGAGCCAGAAGGCAAGAUGUCAAAUAUGGAGACCCUGUUGCACAGUGCUGGGAUGUGGAAGACAGCAUUAGUCAUGAAACUGCUGAUGAAAAGGUGAUUUUUGGCAUUGAAUUUAAUUCGACUUUUCUGGAAUGUAUUCCUAAGUCCCAGCAAGCCUCUAUUAGGUGGUAUAUUCAGCGCUCUGGAGAAGAACAUCGAGAAGAGCUGAAGGCUGACGAAAGGGUCAUCAAAACAGAGCAUGGGCUGCUGAUCCGCAGCUUGCAAAGAAGGGAUGCGGGAGCCUAUUUCUGCAAAGCCCAGGAGCACACUUUUGUCCAUACCAUUGUGAAACUGAAUUUGAACAUCAUUGAGAAUGGACAAAUGGAAAGCACUCAGAAAACUGAGGAUGAUGAGGGUCGGGUGAGAGAUUUGCUGACGGAGUCCCGGCUGAGGUACAAGGACUAUAUCCAGCUCGUCAGCAGCCCCAGCUUUAGCCUGGAUGAAUACUGUGAACAGAUGUGGCACCGGGAGAAGAGGCGGCAGCGGAACAAAGGUGGUGCCAAAUGGAAGCAUGUGCAGGAGAUGAAAAAAAAGCGAAACCGAAGGCACCAUGAGCCAGCCGGGCCACUAUCUACAUAGUUUGCAAAUGCUAUUUAAAGAAAGGACAUUUUCCAUGAAAAAAGAAAAAGAAAAUAAUACUGUGUUCUAGUUUUGUGCAACUUGCCUAUGAAUUAGUACUGCUUCUUAUUGAGAUCAGAUAACUCACCAUCACUAAUAAUCUGUAUGAGACUGUACAAGCGGAUUCCAUACCAAAUGAGAUGUUCCUUAUUGGAGUACCACACACCAGGCAAUAAUUUUAAAUGAAUUCAUUAAAAAGAAAACGUACACUUUUAGCUAAUUUCUGGGUAGCCUGAGGCUACGUGGGCUGUGUUCUGUGCUUCCUGCAUAAUUUUCACAUAGGAUUUGGUGUCCGUGUUCCCAUGUUAAUAUUUGCUGCCACAUUCCACCCCAGAGGUGGCUACAUUUCAGGGGAGGGCAGAUGUAUUUCUAGUUCUUUGGCAUCUUUCUGAAAAGAAGCAUGGUAGAAAUGUGUGACAGAUCUGCAAGAAUACCCGCUAAUUUACCCAUUGGGCUUGUAUACAGGCACGUGGGUGGGGUUUGCUAGCACAGACAGGCACAGCAAAAAAUCAAAUUAAAUAUUGGCUUAGCAACAGCAUUCAUUCUCCCUAUAAAAAAAAAAAAAAAAGAG